Molecule: messenger RNA, 4772 nt
Organism: Drosophila nasuta
Lineage: Eukaryota; Metazoa; Arthropoda; Insecta; Diptera; Drosophilidae
Biological process (GO): response to oxidative stress
Molecular function (GO): heme binding; peroxidase activity
Source: RefSeq, a predicted model, not a curated record
CAAAUGCCGCAGAUGUGGACGCUGUUGUUGCUGUUGUUCGGCAUGGUGAUGGGAUAUGAAGGAAAUAUAGAGAGAAAUAACAAGCUACUCACAGAUGAGUUGCCUCGACCAUUAACGCCGUUAGAAGAACUGCCAGAUAAUCAGAACCAAAGUGAGAGGAAUCCCCGCUCGCGUCGCCCCACGCUGAUGGAUGUGGCACUACAGCAGAGUGUGCAGCAAGGACUCAAUGCCAUGGCCGAGCUGUAUGGUCGAAUACAACCGCAAAUGCUUCUCAAUGGGCAAACUCUGCAGCACAAUCAUCCAGCCGCCCUACUCUCACGCUUCAAUGCACCCAACACGGAAACUGAGCACCGAGAAAUGGCCGCCUAUGCAACCAUAGAAGCUGCCAAAGCCUUUCGUCAAAAUUUCCAGCACAUCGAUGAGCUGGCUCGACAGUCGCAUGCACAAAAGAUCUCAUUACGUCGCACAGCUCUAGAGGGGUUGUGCCCGGUCCGAGAUGCACCACCCUGCAUGCCGGCUUCGGAUAGAUAUCGCACUCAUGAUGGAACCUGCAAUAAUAAGAGAAGGCCUCGUUGGGGAGCUGCUCAGAUGCCAUUCAAUCGCUUUUUGCCUCCAGAAUACGGCGAUGGCGUAGACAGUGUUCGGAGCUCGACGGAUGGCAGCACAUUAUCCUCGUCACGUUUUGUCAGCCUCCUGGUGCACGGAGCCCGUGAGGGUGAAGCUCCACUCACUCUGAUGAUAGUUCAAUGGGGUCAACUGCUGGAUCACGAUAUAACGUCAACGGCACAGCCUCGAUCCAUUAACGGUUCCAUACCCAGCUGUUGCGGCGGCAAGGACUUUCAUCCAUCGUGCUUUCCCAUCAAGGUGCCACUAGACGAUCCAUGGUUGUCGCCACUCAACGUUCGCUGUUUGGAGUUUCUGCGUUCUGCCCCAGCACAACGUCGUGACUGUGUGCUAUCUUGGCGGGAGCAAACCAACCAAGCCACGUCGUACAUUGAUGCAUCGCCCAUUUACUCGAACAGCGCCAAGUCUUCGGAUAACGCUCGAGUCUUCCGUAAUGGCCUACUGAUCUAUGGUCGCGGAAAUCCCUCAGACGAUGUGUGUCAGCGAGGAGCUAUUGCCUCAAAAUGUAUUCGAGCUGGCGAUGGGCGGAGUGGAGAGCAGCCCGGGCUACUAGCAAUGCAUCAUGUAUGGGUAGGAGAGCACAAUCGUAUAGCAAUGGAGUUGAAUGAUCUAAAUCCCCACUGGAGCGACGAGAAGAUCUAUCAGGAGACCCGACGUAUUGUGGGCGCCAUGUUUCAACAUAUCACCUAUCGGGAGUUUUUGCCCUUGGUGCUAGGAAACGAGGUUUGCAAGUUGUUUGACUUGCAGCUUCUUAGCUCCGGUUUCUAUGAAGGCUAUGACCCAAAGAUUAAUCCUUCGGUGGCCAAUUCAUUCUCUUCUGCAGCUUUUCGGUUUGGUCAUUCUUUGGUACAGAAUUCCUACACCAGAUGCGAUCGCCAUCAUAAUGUAAUAAACAACAAUGUCAGCUUACAUGAGGAGUUCCAGAACGGGGACAUUGGAACAGCGGGUUCCCUGCAUCGUCUCCUGCGAGGAAUGGCUUCACAGCGAGCUCUGAAGCGCGAUGAGUUUAUUACGCCUGAGCUGACUAAUCAUCUAUUUCAAACGCCAGGAUUUCCCUUUGGUCUUGAUUUGGCUGCCAUUAAUAUACAACGUGGACGUGAUCAUGGUUUGCCUCCGUACACUUCAUGGCGUGUGCCAUGUGGUUUGAGUCCCAUUCAAAGCUGGGAUGAAUUUGCUAACGUAGUCGGACCGGAAUCUUCAAAGCGGAUUGGCCAUGCCUAUCGCAGUGUACACGACAUCGAUCUCUUCGUUGGCGGAAUUGCUGAAAGGCCGGUGGUCGGAGGCCUAGUUGGUCCCACAUUCGCUUGCAUCAUAGCUCAGCAGUUUAGUAACUCGCGCCGUGGGGAUCGCUUCUGGUAUGAAAAUAGCGGCUUCGAGAGUUCUUUUACACCAGCCCAGCUGCACUCCCUCCGACGGGUAUCGCUGUCGCAAGUCCUGUGCCGGGCAGUUGGGGGUGGCACCUUUCAACCGCACAUUUUUAUUCCAGCUGAGUUUACAGACAACGAGCGUCAGAACUGUGGCACUGGCCUCCUUAGUCCAAUUGACCUUAGUCCAUGGCUAGAACUUGACCCGUUCGCACCACCUCGGCCCAUCCAUGGCGAUGUUGAUCAUAUUUUUAAUAUCAUUAGCCCUAACGAAAUAAGUGCACCUUCCAUCGUUAAAGAGGACAAAGCGGGAUUUUCAAAUCGAGUGAAACCCGCCCGACCACACAUUGAAUUCAGCCCUAAUUCAUCAAACGGAUUUCAGCGACCUGACAAUAAAAACGACAACACGACAAACAAAGUUAGCGACAAACUUGAUUUAAUACGAAAACCGACGACAAAUAGUAACAGUCAUAAUAACAAUCCCCAACGCAAAGCAUCUGUUAAUAAUAAGUUGGACAAGUCCCCCAAAAUUACGAUAAACAUAAAAAACGUGAUUACCAGAAAUCCUUCUACAACAGUUCCGAAAAAGACAGUGAUAAUUAACAAUGUACCCUUAGAGUUACGCAAAGCCGUGAGUGUAAAUACAUCUACAUCGCUUCCAAAGAAUGACAUUUCCCUAGCAUCGCGGAGUGACGAUAACCCAGGCCUGGAAGGUCUUACUGAAAGCUCGCGAGCUGCGACGGUCGUAAGCGAUCCGACAAACCCGACUAACUUAACGAGUAAACGAGAACUGCGACGUUUGACAACAUUGAUGAAACCAUCAAACGACAAAACCUCAGACAUGGACGCAGAUGAACGACUUCUGGAUACUCAGGGUAACAUUACAGAAAUUACCUCGGGAUUAAUUAUACAUUCCGAUUCCACACCAAGCAUGAUUCUCGGCCGUUCAAGUCGUACUACGAAGUCGUCCAAAUUGUACAGAACAACAAAGCGUGGUGUCGAACUACGUAGUCAGUAUCAAAGUCGACCGCCUUAUCCACAAAAGGUUGUUGUCAACGGUCCUAAUACAAGUGAUCAAUACGAAAUUGAAAUUAAUAUACGACAAACGAAUAAAGGUCCAGUAACGCGACCCGUGGAAUCAGAUUAUUCCGAAUACACUACAUCGACUAAUUACAAGCCCUUCAAUACCUAUGAGAACAGUUAUGCGCCAAAUUAUUUGCAUAAAUUUGCGAGUACAACGCCUAGCUACACCUAUUAUCCAACUCAUAGGGACACUAAUUUGCCACUACAAAAAACCAAACCCCCGACUAUUAUCUACUUGAACGACAUUGAAGAUAGACGGACUUCCACCCGACCACCGAACAUCUUCCAAAAUUUCUUAAGCUUUGCCACCAACGGACUUAACCCAAAUAUAAAUAAACGACCAACUGAGGCAACUGAUCUGAGUCCGAUCUCAGCGGGCCAAAAGCCUCGACCCUAUCACGAGGCUUCUGUGGUUAACAGUCCGCUUAGCGGAAGUAACUCACAAGCUGGAUAUGCUACCUCUGGGCAGUCACUUCCCGUUUCGACAAAUUCCCAAAUGGGCGUCAAUUCCCCAUCAACCUAUCUGCAUGCGUCUAGUAGUGUAAUUAGCUCAGGCCACUUUGGCAGUAUUUCAGGUGUAGCAAGUGCAAAUGGAGCCGAUAGUACAUUCAGCUUUAAUAUACGGCCACGUCCUCAUACUAAUGAUAAUCCUUAUCCUGUUUUUAGUUCAAAUGCACGUCCCCAAAGUUUUGGCGCUAGUUAUGGCUACGCAUCGCACGUACCUUAUCAGCAGAGCCAGCCACAUCUAUUUUAUGAUCGAGAACUGAGCCAGACUCAUACGAGUCCCUUCUCCACUGGCACUGCCGCUGGACAGAAACCUUGGUCGCAGCCACAGUAUUAUGAUCGCAGUCCUGAACUGAAGGAAAUAGGCAAUAGUAACAAUGAUCCAUCGAGUACGGAUCACAAACUAGACUUAAGAGAUUAUGACUAUCUAAGCCGAACGCUGACAAAUAUAACUGAAGACGAAAACCUACACGACACCACUGAAGAUUACGUGUACGACGAAGAUGAGCCAAAUAAAAUCAUUAACUUCGCAAACUUAGGCAAACAAGCAGGUUACCUGAAACUCUCCUCCCAGAAUGACAUAGGAACGGAAUUGAAGGACGAAAUAUCGAAAAAUAUUUCUACGAACAACGACAACAGGACUUAUGUGGACGACAAUUACGUACUUCCCAUGCUAGAAAACAACCCAAUGACAUACGUUACGGAAAUGCCCAAUCCUAUACUUUCUUCCUCCACUAACAGUAAUGUUAGCGUUUUUCCGGAUACUAUAAGCAAGCAGCUAGGCAGUAAGAUAUUAGCAGAGACUAUUGAAUAUGACGCACAGGCUGAAAACUUAAAGCAGUCCGCCCGUUAUAAACAGCACACCAAUGUAGCCUUUGCACCGAUAAUCUUGCUUACUAAGCCGGACAGACCCGAUAAUUGGGUCAUUUAUAACAAAACAAAUGAGGAGCCGCUAUUACCACAGCCACCAAUAGUGUCCACUGGUAUAGGUGCAGAGCCAACAGUAGAAGUGCCCACGCCUUUCAACAAGGGGAAACGAAACAAAGGAUUAAAACAGGAACCUAGUGAGAUUGAGAUUGAAAAAAAAGCAGUAGAAAUGCCAAAUUAAACUAAGAAUAUUUAUGUAUUAGUACAAGUUUAUGGACGUGUGCACCUUUAUUGCAUGAAACUAUUUAUUUAAUAAAUAUUUAAUACAUA